Molecule: messenger RNA, 2691 nt
Organism: Vicia villosa (hairy vetch)
Lineage: Eukaryota; Viridiplantae; Streptophyta; Magnoliopsida; Fabales; Fabaceae
Product: hydroxyproline O-galactosyltransferase GALT2
Exons: 7
Coding region: 450-2525 (691 amino acids)
Cellular component (GO): Golgi membrane
Molecular function (GO): carbohydrate binding; galactosyltransferase activity
Source: RefSeq, a predicted model, not a curated record
UAUCCUACCCUCGCCUUUGAAAGUAUUGAGUUACAAGAAAAUGGUGAUGAUUUUGAGGGCCACAUCCACAUAGUCGUUUUCUUCUCCGUUUCUUUUCAUUUUUAUGCAUUCAUUCAUAUUGCUAUCGGUUUCUCCCACCACGAUCCAACAAGAUCUCGCCACUACAUUCUUCAUCUCCUCGAUACCCAUUUCAACACCUUCGUUAUUAGGGUUUCCUUCAUUCAGAUGCUUCCUUCCACAUGCUAAACGGUUCAGGGUUCUGCAAUGGUUUUUGCCCCAAUUCGCUGAACCAUUGCGGGGUUGGUUGAUUCUUUUCGCUUUCCCUUUAUGCAAGUUUCAUUCUUUCUAUUUUUUCUCCGAAAACCCAAUUUGAUAUUUUGGGCUUUGUAUAGAAACUGUUGUAGUUCUGGAGUAUAUUGUGUGUAUUGUUUUUGCUGUUUUUUUGAAAGAUGAAGAGAUUGAAAAAUGAAUCUCCUAAUUCUAGGAAGUUUAGGUUGUCUCAUUUUUUGUUUGGUGUUGGGGUUUUGUACUUGAUUUUUCUAUCAUGUAAUUUUACAAAGUUUCUGAAAAUUGUAUCAACGUUGAGUGGGGAUGAUGAGACUGACAUUAGGUUAGAUGGGAUAGCUAUUGGGGUAUCUGAAGACGCGGAUUUGACCAAACCUUUUGUUAGUGCUGUUUAUAAAGAUGCGUUUCAUAGGAAGUUGGAGGAUAAUAGGGACCUUGGUGCUCCGUCGAGGCCAAAAGAGGAACCCAAGAAGGAGGAAGAUCAUGAGCGUGACCGUGGCGGUGAAUUUGUGAAGGAUAAUCCACAUGGAUAUGGUAGGAUUACUGGAGACGUCAUGAUGAGAAUGAACCAAACAAGUGAUUUGUCUGUGCUUGAGAAAAUGGCAGAUGAGGCGUGGACAUUGGGGUUGAAGGCAUGGAAAGAGAUAGAGAUGGUUGUGGUUGAUGACAAGGAGUUUGGAGAAAGCUCUAUUAUUGAAGAAGGAAAGAUUGAGUCUUGCCCUUCGUGGAUAUCGAUGACUGGGGAAGAGUUGUUGAAAGGGGAUGGGUUGAUGUUUCUUCCGUGUGGGCUUGCUGCAGGUUCUUCGAUCACUGUUGUUGGGACACCUCAUUAUGCUCAUAAAGAAUAUUCUGCUCAGCUUGCAAAGUUGAGGAAGGGUGAUGGAUUGGUUUCAGUUUCGCAGUUCAUGUUUGAAUUACAAGGGCUGAAGUCAGUGGAAGGAGAAGACCCUCCGAAAAUUCUGCACUUGAAUCCUCGGCUAAAAGGGGAUUGGAGCAAACGCCCGGUUAUUGAGCAUAAUACCUGUUAUCGGAUGCACUGGGGAACAGCUCAAAGAUGUGAUGGCCGGCCAUCUGAAGAUGAUGAUGGAAUGCUUGUUGAUGGGUUUAGACGGUGUGAAAAAUGGAUGCGUAGUGACAUUAUUGACUCAAAAGGAUCCAAGACAACAUCAUGGUUCAAGCGGUUUAUAGGGCGUGAGCAGAAACCAGAAGUGACCUGGCCUUUUCCUUUUACAGAGGGUAGAAUGUUUGUCCUUACAUUGCGUGCCGGUGUUGAUGGAUACCAUAUUAAUGUUGGCGGCCGGCAUAUGACUUCAUUUCCAUACCGGACAGGUUUUACACUUGAAGAUGCUACAGGAUUGUCAGUUAAAGGAGACCUUGAUGUUCAUUCAAUUUUUGCCACCUCUCUCCCUACUUCACACCCAAGUUUCUCACCUCAAAGAGUAUUGGAAAUGUCAGAUACCUGGAAAGCCAGCGCUCUACCUAAACACCCAAUUAGACUUUUUAUUGGAGUUCUCUCUGCUUCAAAUCACUUUGCAGAACGAAUGGCAGUUCGUAAAACAUGGAUGCAAGCAGCGGAAAUCAAGUCAUCAGAUGUAGUAGUACGGUUCUUUGUUGCAUUGAAUCCAAGGAAGGAAGUAAAUGCAGUGCUGAGGAAGGAGGCUGCUUACUUUGGUGAUAUUGUCAUUUUACCCUUUAUGGACCGCUAUGAGCUUGUUGUACUUAAAACCAUUGCUAUCUGUGAGUUUGGGACUAAGAAUGUGACUGCUGCAUAUAUUAUGAAAUGUGAUGAUGACACCUUUAUAAGAGUGGAUACUGUCCUGAAGGAAAUCGAAGCUGUACCUCCAGAAAAGUCCCUCUAUAUGGGUAAUCUCAAUCUCUUGCACCGGCCUUUGAGAAAUGGCAAAUGGGCAGUUACUUAUGAGGAGUGGCCUGAAUCAGUAUAUCCCCCUUAUGCCAACGGUCCCGCAUACGUAAUUUCCAAAGAUAUUGUUGAUUUCAUCCUAUCUCAGCAAAAGGAUAGGAAGCUGAGGCUCUUUAAAAUGGAGGAUGUAAGCAUGGGAAUGUGGGUUGAGCGAUUCAACCAUACGAUGAGCACUGUUCAGUACUCGCACAACUGGAAGUUUUGUCAGUACGGAUGCAUGGAGGGCUACUUCACUGCACAUUACCAAUCGCCAAGGCAGAUGGUUUGUCUAUGGGACAAAUUAUCGAGGGGUCGGGCGCGAUGCUGCAACUUCAGAUGAUAUCAAUAUGCAAACCCUACUCCAACUUUGAUUUACCAUUGUCUUAAUAUUGUUGUGCUUAUCUUAGUUCACAUAGGUUAGUAUUUUGAGAAAAUUAUAGUAACGACUAAAUGUAUCACACAUUCAACCUGAAUGAAAAUAGAAUUUAGCAAAGUUUACAUAUCAA